UUUAAUUUUUGGUUCGUCAGAGCAACCUACCCGAAGUGCGUUCCUUUCGCCUGGAGCACGUGAUGAUUAAUAUUGACAUUUCACCAAUUGGGAAACAAAUUGUCUAGUUAUUUGCAGCAUUAAGUUUUUCAGUACUAAAAUAAAAUGCGUAUCGAGACGUGUUAUUUUUGCUCUUCCAGGAUUUAUCCAGGGCAUGGGAUACAGUUUGUAAGAAAUGACUGUAAAAUAUUUAAAUUCUGUCGGUCUAAAUGCCACGCAGCCUUCAAAAGGAAGAAGAACCCAAGGAAAGUCAAAUGGACCAAAGCGUACAGGAAGACGGCUGGCAAAGAGCUGGCAAUCGACCCUUCAUUUGAAAUGGAGAGAAAAAGAAAUAUACCUAUGAAGUACGACAGAGAAUUUUGGCAAAAAACGGUCGAGGCAAUUAAAAAAAUAGAAGAGAUUAAGACAAAACGACAGAACACAUAUAUUAUGCAAAGGUUAAGGAAAGGAAGAGAACUAGAAAAUCAAAGAGACAUAAGGGAAGUACAAAGAGAUUUGUCUUUGAUCCGCUCACCAGCAGCAGGCCUAAAAGAAAGAGAAAAAGAAGCCCUAAUUGAAGAAAUUCAUGAUUCAGAUGUGGAAAUGGAUGACAAUCAGAAAAUGAUGGAAGUUGUACAGUAAAUUGUUAAAUUUACAACUAAUCAUUAUUGUCCGUGUCUAUCCCUGUAAAUAAAACUUUUUUUUUUUUUCAAAUAUAUUUUACUUUUUCUAAA
Cimex lectularius (bed bug) is the source of this 752-nucleotide messenger RNA. It is a transcript of the gene RpL24-like, whose product is annotated as probable ribosome biogenesis protein RLP24. NCBI's taxonomy places the organism in Eukaryota, Metazoa, Arthropoda, Insecta, Hemiptera, Cimicidae. The transcript is spliced from 4 exons. Gene Ontology annotation, cellular component: nucleolus. Bases 145 to 660 code for a protein of 171 amino acids. Gene Ontology annotation, biological process: ribosomal large subunit biogenesis. The record is from RefSeq and is a predicted model, not a curated record.